Molecule: messenger RNA, 9120 nt
Organism: Mustela lutreola (European mink)
Lineage: Eukaryota; Metazoa; Chordata; Mammalia; Carnivora; Mustelidae
Gene: UNC5C
Product: unc-5 netrin receptor C
Exons: 17
Coding region: 402-3254 (950 amino acids)
Biological process (GO): netrin-activated signaling pathway
Cellular component (GO): membrane
Molecular function (GO): netrin receptor activity; protein binding
Source: RefSeq, a predicted model, not a curated record
CACCCCCACUCCCCUUGCCUGUGUGUGUUCCGCACAGAAGAGGGGACCAGGAGAGCAGUCCAGGCUCGGCGCGCGGCGGAGCUGCGGCUCUUCCUGUGGCUGGGGGGAGCGGCGAGGUGGCCGCCUUGCGCCUCCUCGGACUUCCCAAGUGGGGGCAGAGCAACCGCUCACCGAGCCGCCAGUUAGAAGGCACAGGGAAAGAGGGACGGCCAAACUCCUCCUCAGCAUCUCCUCUCCACCCCCUUUUGGCUCCUGCCCUUCGAGAAAGUGGAGUGUGGCUCUUGGUUAUCCUUAUUUCUUCGGACUGCUUAGUGGUGCACGGAUUCAGCGGCUUCCCAGUGGGGUUUUCCGCUGUUGGCGCGUCUCUCUGUGUGGUUCCGCCCGGCACACCUCUGUCGACGAUGAGGAAAGGUCUACGGGCGACAGCGGCCCGCUGCGGACUGGGACUGGGAUACGUGUUGCAAAUGCUCGUGCUACCUGCCCUGGCCCUCCUCAGUGCCAGCGGUACCGGCUCGGCCGCUCAAGAUGACGACUUUUUUCAUGAACUCCCAGAAACCUUUCCAUCUGAUCCACCUGAACCUCUACCACAUUUUCUUAUUGAGCCUGAAGAAGCUUAUAUUGUGAAGAAUAAGCCUGUGAACCUGUAUUGUAAAGCCAGUCCCGCCACCCAGAUCUACUUCAAGUGCAAUAGUGAAUGGGUUCAUCAGAAGGACCACAUAGUAGAUGAGAGAGUAGACGAAACCUCUGGUCUCAUUGUCCGGGAAGUGAGCAUUGAGAUUUCGCGCCAGCAAGUCGAAGAACUAUUUGGGCCUGAAGAUUACUGGUGCCAGUGUGUGGCCUGGAGUUCAGCGGGCACCACAAAGAGCAGAAAGGCCUACGUGCGCAUCGCAUAUCUACGGAAGACAUUUGAGCAGGAACCCCUGGGAAAGGAAGUAUCCUUGGAACAGGAAGUGUUGCUCCAGUGUCGACCACCUGAAGGGAUCCCAGUGGCUGAGGUGGAAUGGUUGAAAAAUGAAGACAUAAUUGAUCCCGUUGAAGAUCGGAAUUUUUAUAUUACUAUUGAUCACAACCUCAUCAUAAAGCAGGCCCGUCUCUCAGAUACUGCAAACUACACCUGUGUGGCCAAAAACAUCGUUGCUAAGAGGAAAAGCACGACAGCAACUGUCAUAGUCUAUGUCAAUGGUGGCUGGUCCACCUGGACAGAGUGGUCUGUGUGUAAUAGCCGCUGUGGACGAGGAUAUCAGAAGCGCACAAGGACCUGCACCAACCCAGCACCACUCAAUGGUGGUGCCUUCUGUGAGGGGCAGAGUGUGCAGAAAAUAGCCUGUACCACCUUAUGCCCAGUGGAUGGCAGGUGGACUUCAUGGAGCAAGUGGUCUACUUGUGGGACUGAGUGCACGCACUGGCGCAGGAGGGAGUGCACGGCGCCCGCCCCCAAGAACGGAGGCAAGGACUGUGAUGGCCUCGUCUUGCAAUCCAAGAACUGCACUGAUGGGCUUUGCAUGCAGAGUUUCCUUUAUCCUAUUUCAACUGAACAGAGAACCCAGAAUGAAUAUGGAUUUUCUUCUGCUCCUGACUCAGAUGAUGUUGCUCUGUAUGUCGGCAUCGUGAUAGCUGUGAUAGUUUGCCUGGCCAUUUCUGUAGUGGUGGCCCUAUUUGUGUAUCGCAAGAACCAUCGCGACUUUGAGUCUGAUAUUAUUGACUCCUCGGCACUCAAUGGAGGCUUUCAGCCCGUGAACAUCAAGGCAGCGAGACAAGAUCUCCUGGUGGUACCCCCAGACCUCACAUCGGCCGCAGCCAUGUACAGAGGACCCGUCUAUGCUUUGCAUGAUGUCUCAGACAAAAUCCCAAUGACUAACUCUCCAAUUCUGGAUCCACUGCCCAACCUGAAAAUCAAAGUCUACAACACCUCAGGUGCAGUCACCCCCCAAGAUGACCUCUCUGAGUUCGCAUCAAAGCUUUCUCCUCAGAUGACCCAGUCCUUGUUGGAGAAUGAGGCCCUCAACGUGAAGAAUCAGAGUCUAGCGAGACAGACUGACCCAUCCUGUACUGCGUUUGGCACCUUCAACUCUCUGGGGGGUCACCUCAUUGUUCCCAAUUCAGGAGUAAGCUUGCUGAUUCCCGCUGGGGCCAUUCCCCAAGGGAGAGUCUACGAAAUGUAUGUGACUGUACACAGGAAAGAAAAUAUGAGGCCUCCCAUGGAAGACACCCAGACACUCUUGACCCCUGUGGUGAGCUGUGGGCCUCCCGGAGCUCUGCUGACCCGCCCUGUCAUUCUCACCAUGCAUCACUGCGCAGAUCCCAAUACCGAAGACUGGAAGAUACAGCUCAAGAACCAGGCAGUACAGGGACAGUGGGAGGAUGUGGUGGUGGUUGGGGAGGAGAACUUCACCACCCCCUGCUACAUUCAGCUGGAUGCAGAGGCUUGCCACCUCCUCACGGAGAACCUUAGCACCUAUGCCCUGGUCGGGCAGUCCACCACCAAAGCUGCUGCGAAGCGCCUGAAGCUGGCUAUCUUCGGGCCACUUUGCUGCUCCUCUCUGGAGUACAGUGUUCGAGUCUACUGUCUGGACGAUACGCAGGAUGCCCUGAAGGAAGUACUGCAGCUUGAGAGACAGAUAGGAGGACAGCUCCUAGAAGAACCUAAGGCUCUUCAUUUUAAAGGCAGCACCCACAACCUGCGCCUGUCGAUUCACGAUAUCGCCCAUUCGCUCUGGAAAAGUAAAUUGCUGGCGAAAUACCAGGAAAUUCCUUUUUAUCAUAUCUGGAGUGGGUCUCAAAGGAACCUCCACUGCACCUUCACCCUGGAAAGAUUUAGCCUGAACACCGUGGAGCUGGUCUGCAAACUCUGCGUGCGGCAAGUGGAAGGAGAAGGGCAGAUCUUCCAGCUCCACUGCACCGUGUCCGAGGAACCCACUGGCAUUGAUCUGCCUCUGCUGGACCCCGCGAGCACCAUCACCACCAUGACCGGCCCUGGCGCUUUCAGCAUUCCUCCCCCCAUCCGGCAGAAGCUCUGUAGCAGUCUGGACGCCCCACAGACCAGAGGGCAUGACUGGAGGAUGCUGGCCCAUAAGCUGAACCUGGACAGGUACUUGAAUUACUUUGCCACCAAAUCCAGCCCAACUGGCGUAAUCCUGGAUCUCUGGGAAGCACAGAACUUCCCAGAUGGAAACUUGAGCAUGCUGGCGGCCGUCCUGGAAGAAAUGGGAAGGCAUGAAACAGUAGUAUCGUUAGCAGCAGAAGGACAGUACUGACCCACACCACAACUGGAAAUGAAGGGCGGGAAUGCACUGGGGGUCUGUGGCCGUCCAGGGCUUGGCCGUUGGCAAGGAAAUCCAGAAUGGACCACAACCGAUGAGUUUCACAGGCAAGACUGUAAGCGGGAGAGAAAAGGAAACAGACACAACUGCUGGACCGACACGCCCACUUCACCAGGACAUCCUCACAGGACUUAAGAACAAUUGUGUAAAUUUGUACCUUGACUUUAGAAAUCGACCUAAUUUUCCUCUUAGUUGGGCUGUAUGCUGUGUGGUACAGGAUCUUACAGUUUCCUAGGAAACGCUUUUUAUUGCUAUCCAGGUAUAUGGAUAAACUUUCUUAACAAACCCAAUUUCUACAAACGUUGUUUACAUCAAAUUGGACAGGGAGGCAGACGCUGUCCAUGGCUCGUUCUAUUUUUGUUUAAAUCAUUUGAAGUUGAAGCUGUGGACGGUUUGUUGUGUCUAUUUCAGAUGAGUAAUUCACAGAGAAAUCACAGACUUUUGCUAUAAACUGUGUACAUCAAGUGUCUCAGAUAACCCUCCCAUCGGUGUUCUGUUUCUAGAACUUGUAGAACCAGUGUUACUGUUUGUAUCAGGGAAGUGGAGAAUCUAAGUAUAAAGGAGAAAUAACUAAUAUUCCUUAUUCCUCGAGGGUACCCGUCUGGUCACCCUCUGGGAACAAAGCUGUAGCAUUGCAGGGAAGACAGUGAUUCAUGUUUAACCACACGAACAAGCAUUUUUUCACCACAUGUGUGUUUGUAAGAUGCAAUUUGAAGUGUUUUUUUUUUUUUUAUAAAGAAAGGUAUCAUUAUUAUUAUUAUCACUAUUAUUAUUGAUGAGUAUUUACAAGUAUUCUAGUAAAAGGAUUUUCUUUUAACUUCUGUUUUUGUUAGCAGUACUGUUAGCAUUUAGAUAUUGCCUAGACCUGCCUCACCUUCUGAUGGAAUAAGGUGGACAUGGUCACCAGUUUAUAACAGGCUUUGCCUCCUUGAGCUAUCUUUCUUGCAUCCUUCUGCCCCAGAAACAUAGUCAAUGCUUACUGCCUUUGUCAGUCUCUUCUUUCAGCUGGCUCAGGCAAGGUCUUCCUCCUCCAAGUCUUGUUGUGAGAAGCAUUCCCUACUGAAGUUCACUGAACAUUGUGGUUCUGUGACCUCCCGGGUACUCUGUCCACUUGAGAGGUUGUGUGCAUGGAGGACAGCCUCUGAGCUGGCAACUGGAAAACCGGUUCUCGUUCUGGGUGUGUAACUGGCUAGUUGUGUUCCCCUGGGGAAGUUAUUUAACCUCACUGGACCUCAGUUCCCUCAGAUGUCAAAUGAAGGGGUGGCAGUAGCAGGUCUUCUCAAGGGUCUAAAAUGCUGAUCUCCUACAGUGAUGUCUCUAGCUCCUUCAUCAGUCCGAGGACCACCAUGGACUCUGACCUCGAUCACUGAAGGAGUCAGCUAGUCUCUUACCCAGGCUACAGUCUGCCUUCCAAACAGUUCCAGCUUGGAAGACGAGGAUUCUAACUUCUAACCUAUUUCUCACACUUUCAAGCCUUGUCUUUGAUAGCUUGCCAAGAGAUAGCAUCCCUUUAUUAUCAUUUUCUUUCCUUUCUUGGGACCACUUGUCCUCCUGACUGAUUGCAAAUUAUGUUCUGUUAUUGUCUUAAUCAGACUUUUUUAAAUUAAAAAAAUUAACUGAGAAGUAAGUAGUCAAAAGACUACUUUGUAUAAACUAUGGUAUUUCCUUAGAAAUGUCACAGGCUCUUUGUUUUAACCCAGGGACUCACUUCAUUCAGCAAGUGGGAAAUAAAGGGUCCGCAGCCCAGUAGCCAAAACACGAUUGACUACAAGCACGGAUGUGGGUGAAUCAGAACCUUCGGAACAUGGCUGUGGUCGACUUUUGGGCUGGAGGUAUACACAUUGCUAACUGGAGUUGAAUUAGAAAUCAUUCUGUAUAUUUUCCUCCUUCUUUACACGUGUAUUUCCUCUUCUAUUUUGCUGACUUCUUGAUAUUCCCAAGACUCCUCCAUUCCCCUCAUUGAGGAACUACUGAUAAUCUGGUGUGGAGCAUCUGUUCUCACCCCUUCUGUUAAGAAACUUACCUUCUUAUCUUCCGUCUCUCUCGGGCCACCCUCUGCAUCACACAUCCAUAUAUGCUAUGCUAAUGUGAAAGGAAGAAUUUGCAGUAGUAAGUUCAUUGGAUAAUGUUUGCACCAACGCGUAUUUGACCAAAAGAUAGUAUCACUUUAUUCUACAUAAAAAGAUUUUUAAAUACCUAUUUUUUUAAAAGGAGGAGGAGGAGGAAAGAGAGCUAUUGUCCAUUACUUCAAUUAGAAAUAACUUCUCAAGAUUUGCGCAUCGCUCCUGGCUUGGGAUCUGCCAUCUACAGAAAUCAAGAAUUAGAAAUCUGAAGAAUGCUCAGAAGAGCUUCCAUGCCUUGUGAAAAGGGAAGAGUGUUGAUUCCUUCUACGUGAGGUACUCAUCUGUCAUAGAACCUGUCAUGUUCCCCGUCGAGUGAAUGGCAACUCCCUUAUGUACAACACACCAUUUAUGUCCAAUAAUUUUCACUACGAAUUCUGAUUUCCUUCUCCUUUGGAGUAAAAUAAUAGCUGUUAGAUUGCUCUCAAACUUAGAAGGUCCGGAUUCAACAGUUCAUUUCAUAGAGAGCCGCUUCAUCAUUCUACCUGACAUGUCCUGCCUUUGAUUCCUAGGGCUUCCAUGUGGCUUAUGGGGAAAGACCAGCUUACUUUGGUUGGACCAGAUAAAGCCCCACCUAUCACUUGUGCAUGGUGCCAUCUAGUGGUGCACAAUGCAAUCUACCUUGAGUUUAACAAAAAUUCACUAAAAGUUAACAAAGGGAAUUAAUAGCUGCAGAGUCAACGGGACCUUUAUGUCAGGUAGCUGUGGGUAAAUUUUCACUUCAAACAUAUAGUUUUCUUAUUGUUACACUCUUUUACUUAAAAUACCCAUACCAAAAUUACAUCGAGGCUAGUAGGUCAUCAACUCCUUCACACAACCACAGGUCUGGAGUUGGUUUUUUGGUAAUAGAAACGACAGAACUACAUAAAUAUCUGUAUAAAACAGUUUCUGUAGAGUUGUCAUUUUGAACAUUUACAUAUUUUCUAAAGAUUUUAUUUAUUUAUUUGGCAGACAGAGAUCACAAAUAGGCAGAGAGGCAGGCUGUGGGGGUGGGGGGAGCAGGCUCCCUCCUGAGCAGAGACCCGCGCCCCCCCCACCCCCAUGAGGGGCUCAAUCCCAGGGUCCUGGGAUCAUGACCCGAGCCAAAGGCAGAGGCUUUAACCCACUGAGCCACCCAGAUGCCCCCUGAACAUUUACAUUUUUGAUUGGGCUUUAUAUGUUUUAAAUCCCCUUACUUUUAGUUCGCUAAUAUUUAUUUUUGGAAAUGUAAGAAGCAUUCACUUUUGUUGGACACACUUUGAAAUGUUUUAUAUAUGCAAAGGAGAGAACUGUGUCUAAGGAAGCCACAGCUGUGAUUACUAACGCAGGACCAGAAAGAAGCUUCCUUUCUUCUGAGUUAGGCUGUCUAAAGGCAGAGGUUUCAUCGUAUUUUCAUUUUCUUCUCACCACAUUCACUCAGCUUUCCUUAGAGUGAUCUGGAAGGAUUAGAAAUUGGAUUCAGAAUUGGUAACUGAAAACAUGGUGAGAACAGCCACCUAACAGCUAUCAGCCUUUUCACAAACUGUGUGGGCACCGACGUGGACACUCACCUCAGCUAGAAGGAAAAAUCCCCGUCCUCACAUGAGCAAUACAAGCUCUUCCAAGGCAGGGCAAGAUUUUGGGUGAGGUAUCCAAGAAACUGUAUAAAUCAUUCCCCAUUUUCAUAUAUACAAUUAUUUUAGGGAUUUUACUCUCUCAAUUCUCAACCAGUAGAGCCUUUCUUUAGGAAAAAGUCAUGGAUUCUGAGUUUAGUACCCUCUGGAAAUUAGACAUUUGAUCAUUUUUUUUUAGAAGAUAUUAGAUACCUUCAAAGUAAGCAUUCAAACGGUGGGAUCAAGACUUUUUGCUUCUGGAGAGGAGCAAAGGAGGCUCUUGUCUUACGGAUCCCCAUGUCUAUCACUCUCAGGACCACAGCAGCUGUGCUCUGGGUCCGCUUCUGUCGUCAGUGCGUGAGGAAGGGAGCCAGGAAGGUGCUCACUAACUUCCCAGGAUUCACAAGCCUUUGCCAGCGUAAGGUCUGCCCCCAUGGGGCCAAACAAAUCAAAACUAUAUGAGGACCUGCAAAAGACUGUAGAGAAAGUAGAAAACGUUUACAUGUUGAAUUUUCAGUCUUCAAGUUGAAUGUGAGCUUUAGCUUGUGCUGAGCUAUUGCUCUGGACAGGUGAUCUGUUUCACAUAGAGACCUCAGUACCAGUCUAAGGCCAAUGAGGGGAAGGAUGACCAUGGGAUCAGCUGAAAGGAAACUGGGUUUGAUCCAUCGUCUUUGAGAAUAGAGGAGCUUUUGUGAAUCAGAAUGCUGUUGCUUAAAGCCAAUUAUUUGUAAAGAUGAUAGUGGUCAAUGAGCAUUAGAUUUUAUAGAUCCAAUAAGGAAAAAUAUUUUUAUUAUUAUCUCAAGGUAAUAAAACAUUUUUUUAUCUUCCGAGUGCCUCAUAGGACCAACUAUUACACUUCGGGUUUUUUGUUUUUGUGGGGUUUUUUUUUAACCUUACUGAGCUAAUGUUGACUAAAAUCCUUAGAACUUUGCCUCUGUGCAGUGAAGUGCUGUUUCUCUACCCUAAGAAAUCUAUUUGUAUAAUCUCUGGCUGUAAUGAUUACUUUGAAAGAUUUCCUUUGCAUCUGUAAUGAUUUUUUUUUUUUAAUGGAAUAAGGCAUAAGGGGAAUAAAUACAUUGCACCCAACGCUAAUUCAAACCUGUGUCCAUACAGGUCAAGUUAGCCAAAUGGAGUCAUAAGUAUUUCCCAAAUUCAUGCCUCAAACCUAUUUUUGAAAAACAGGGAGAUGGCAUUGUAGGUCACUCUUCCCUACAAACUAGGUCUGACAAGUUACUCCCUGAUCUGUUGGACAUAUUGGCUGUGUGGUUGCCCCCGUUGUCAGAAAUCUUACUUCAAAACAAAACCUGUCUUCAAAAGAGAGUUUAUGGCUCCCAGCUUUUUUGAUAGGCUUGUCCCCUCCCUGUAUUGACUUGUGGUGGGAUAGUCAUGGUCUCAACUCAACCAAAUGUAAUAUAUGCCCUAGACCCAUUUUAGAAAGGCUGACAGAGGCAUCACCAGGACAAACCAAUAGGAACUCUACAAACAUACUUGUAGCCAAAACCACACAACUGUAACAGGCCGUUUCCCAGCUGGCUGUAUACUUAGACUGCUGGGUACUGAGGAACCCUUCUGGAACCCCGACUUGGGGAUCUCUGCAGAAUGUCACAGGAGUUAGCGCCCACCUGUUUUUGAGAAGAAAACAAGGAAACUGCCCCAAGAUACAGUCAGUGGCCCACCAGCCAAAGUGUUUGCUGCUCUACACCAGUCUCUUCACUAGCCAUUUCAGAUGUGUGCCUCAGCAAGACGAUAAAUUGCUGGAGGUCAUCAAACUUCAGGAUCCCUUCUAAAUAUUCUUGAGUUGUGUGUGUCAACCUUCAGUUCCAAAGAUCUGUUGGAAUUUGGCACCAUCAGAGCUGCUGUUGAACCUGAUGGCACUGACCCUGGGGGGAACAAUCCUCAUUUUUGGAGUUCAGAAUGGGACUUGGAGACAGGUACUACUGGGCAGUAGCCCAGGAGUCGAUGAGCCUUGACCUCGGCACUGUGGUGAGGCAACAUCCUGAAUCACAGCCUGAGCUAUCUUCUACGUGUUCAGACAGACCUGUCUUAGAACAGCUUAAAAGAUCAAGAGAUCAACAGCCAGUGGAAAAUGCCUUUGCCUUUCUAUAUUCU